CUCAAUUUCGAACACAUUCACAAACACAGUACAAGUAGAAACUGACAUUAUUCGUUAAUAACAGAGAGAAAUCAUAGAAUCUCUGCCCACUUUCAAAGCUUUGUCGUGCCACGUUCUUCUUCUUCUUCUUCCUCUCCAAACCAAAGACACAAGGCAAACCCAACUUUCAAAGAAAAGCUUUCAAAAUGGACUCAUCGAUGGCUUUAUCUUCUUACUCUUCACGCCUAAAAUGCUCCCUCCCUAAUCCCCCGCCUAUGAUGAUGGUGCCGUCACCUCAGCUCCCAGGUGUGCUUCCUUUAUCCAGCCGCCGUUGUGGCAUAGCUUCCUUUGCGGAGUUCAGAGGAUUGAGGAUGCAAAUGGGUUCAAAAUUGUCAACUUCGUUGGUUUCGAUUAGAACGAGAAGAAAUCCUAAGGUUUUUUCUCGUAUUGUGUCUGAAGCUCAUGAGACUUUUGUUGAUAUUCCUGCAGUGACGGAUGAAACAUGGCAGUCGCUCAUCAUCGAGGCUGAUGGACCCGUGCUGGUUGAGUUCUGGGCUCCGUGGUGUGGACCCUGCCGGAUAAUCCAUCCAGUAAUAGCUGAACUAUCUACGGAAUAUGAUGGAAAGCUCAAGUGCUUCAAAUUGAAUACUGAUGAAAGUCCUUCUACCACAACCAAGUAUGGAAUUCGAAGCAUCCCUACAAUCAUGAUCUUCAAAAACGGGGAGAAGAAAGAUGCAAUUAUUGGUUCUGUGCCUAAAACCACACUAAUUUCCAAUAUGAAGAAAUUCUUAUAGAGGAGGGUAACAUAAAUCCUUUGAAAGGAUUAAACUUUUUUAUGUUCUCAAGUUGUUUUCUUUUUGUGAAUUUUGAAUAAAAGUUAUCUCAUAGUCGUGUAGUCUUGGUUA
Messenger RNA from Populus trichocarpa (black cottonwood), 884 nucleotides. RefSeq lists its product as uncharacterized. Bases 186 to 773 code for a protein of 195 amino acids. Gene Ontology annotation, cellular component: cytoplasm. The record is from RefSeq and is a predicted model, not a curated record. The transcript has 2 exons. NCBI's taxonomy places the organism in Eukaryota, Viridiplantae, Streptophyta, Magnoliopsida, Malpighiales, Salicaceae. Gene Ontology annotation, molecular function: oxidoreductase activity, acting on a sulfur group of donors, disulfide as acceptor; protein-disulfide reductase activity.